GAAAAAAAAAAAAAACUAAAGGCACGAAUAAUUUUUGUCUAAUCAAAAUUAUUUAAAUUGCUGCUAUUUAAGAUAACGAUGAACGGUGACGAAACAAAGAAGGUGGAGAGCGAGUACAUCAAGAAACACCAUAGACACGAGCUUGUAGAGUCUCAAUGUAGCUCUACGCUCGUUAAGCACAUCAAAGCUCCUCUGCAUCUCGUGUGGUCAAUUGUGAGGAGAUUCGAUGAACCACAAAAAUACAAACCAUUUAUCAGUAGGUGUGUGGUACAAGGUAAGAAGCUGGAGGUUGGUAGCGUAAGAGAAGUGGAUUUGAAAUCUGGAUUACCAGCUACUAAAAGCACUGAGGUAUUAGAGAUUCUUGACGACAAUGAGCAUAUUCUCGGCAUCAGAAUAGUUGGUGGUGAUCAUAGACUCAAGAAUUAUUCUUCAACCAUUUCGUUACAUUCGGAGACGAUAGACGGAAAAACAGGGACAUUGGCUAUAGAAUCGUUCGUGGUGGAUGUGCCGGAAGGUAACACAAAGGAGGAGACAUGCUUCUUCGUGGAGGCUUUGAUUCAAUGCAAUCUCAAUUCUUUAGCAGAUGUUACCGAGCGUCUACAAGCAGAAUCUAUGGAGAAGAAGAUAUGAGAUGUGACUUGAGAAUCUUUUCAUUCGGAAAAGAAGGAAAAAGACCAAAGAAGAGAAAUAA
Messenger RNA from Arabidopsis thaliana (thale cress), 691 nucleotides. RefSeq names its product PYR1-like 10 (gene PYL10). Gene Ontology annotation, molecular function: protein phosphatase inhibitor activity. The transcript is spliced from 3 exons. The coding region runs from base 79 to 630 and encodes 183 amino acids. Lineage: Eukaryota; Viridiplantae; Streptophyta; Magnoliopsida; Brassicales; Brassicaceae. Gene Ontology annotation, cellular component: nucleus; plasma membrane; cytoplasm. The record is from RefSeq and is marked reviewed.